Salvia splendens (bonfire salvia) is the source of this 1811-nucleotide messenger RNA. Its product is annotated as 4-hydroxy-3-methylbut-2-enyl diphosphate reductase, chloroplastic-like. Bases 65 to 1456 code for a protein of 463 amino acids. NCBI's taxonomy places the organism in Eukaryota, Viridiplantae, Streptophyta, Magnoliopsida, Lamiales, Lamiaceae. The record is from RefSeq and is a predicted model, not a curated record. The transcript is spliced from 10 exons. Gene Ontology annotation, molecular function: 4-hydroxy-3-methylbut-2-enyl diphosphate reductase activity; metal ion binding. Gene Ontology annotation, biological process: isopentenyl diphosphate biosynthetic process, methylerythritol phosphate pathway; dimethylallyl diphosphate biosynthetic process.
AAUUUAUUAGGCAACAGAUAAAUUGCGCAGUCCACUGCAAUUCGCCUACAAUCAACCCCUUCCCAUGGCGAUCUCUCUGCAAUUCUGUCGCAUCUCGACGACAACUGAAAUCCCUUUGCCCAAGGCCAAGUUUUCCCAGCUACGGAGGCCUUCUUUCCUCCGCUGCUCCGCCGCCAGAGGUGGCGAUGCCUCCUCCUCCGCCGUGGAAGCUGAAUCCGCCGAUUUUGACUCCAAAGUUUUCCGUCACAACCUCACGAGGAGUAAGAAUUACAAUCGGAAGGGGUUCGGGCAUAAAGAGGAGACUCUCGAGCAAAUGAGCCAAGAGUUUACGAGUGAUAUUAUUAAGAAAUUGAAGGAGAACGGUUACCAAUACACAUGGGGGAAUGUUACAGUGAAGCUUGCUGAAGCAUAUGGAUUCUGCUGGGGAGUCGAGCGCGCGGUUCAGAUCGCUUAUGAAGCUAGAAAACAGUUUCCAUCUGAGAACAUCUGGCUGACUAAUGAAGUCAUCCAUAACCCCACGGUUAAUGAGAGGCUUGAAGAUAUGAAUGUAAAGAUUAUCCCUCAUCACAAUGGGAAGAAAAAAUUUGAUGUGGUUGACAAGGGUGAUGUGGUGGUAUUGCCUGCUUUCGGAGCUGCUGUUGAUGAGAUGAGGAUUCUGAAUGACAAAAAUGUUCAAAUUGUUGAUACAACUUGCCCAUGGGUGUCUAAGGUUUGGAAUACUGUUGAAAAGCACAAGAAAGGAGAGUAUACUUCUAUAAUCCAUGGUAAAUAUUCUCAUGAAGAGACUGUGGCCACUGCUUCUUUUGCCGGGAAAUUUGUCAUUGUCAAGAACAUGAAAGAGGCCACAUAUGUAUGUGACUACAUCUUGGGUGGUGGACUCGAUGGAUCCAGCUCUACUAAAGAAGCAUUUCUUGAGAAAUUUAAAUUUGCGAUAUCCAAGGGAUUUGACCCUGACAAGGAUUUUGAGAAAGUUGGUAUUGCAAACCAAACUACUAUGUUGAAGGGAGAAACAGAGGAUAUUGGAAAAUUAGUUGAGAGGACCAUUAUGCGGAAGUACGGGGUGGAAAAUGCUACCGAACACUUCAUAAGUUUCAACACUAUUUGUGAUGCAACUCAGGAACGGCAAGAUGCAAUGUACAAAUUGGUUGAUGAUCCAGUUGAUCUCAUCCUAGUCGUUGGAGGAUGGAACUCAAGUAACACAUCACACCUACAAGAAAUUUCAGAAUUGCGUGGAAUUCCAUCAUAUUGGGUUGACACAGAGAAGAGGAUAGGCCCUGGAAACAAAAUUAGUCACAAAUUGAUGCAUGGCGAGUUGGUGGAGAAAGAGAACUGGUUGCCAGAGGGUCCUGUCACAAUUGGUGUUACAUCCGGUGCAUCCACUCCUGACAAGGUUGUUCAAGAUGUUCUGGAAAAGGUUUUCAAGUUAAAGAAUGCGGAACUAUUGCAAUCGGCUUAAACUCUGCUACGUGGUUCAACAUUGCUGUGAUCAGUUGGAAUCCAUCUGUUGGUUAAGCAGAGUAGUGCAUCUUGUUUCCCUGCUCUGUGUAAACCAUAUGUAGAUGUCUGUAUCAAUAUCGCGUAAACUAAAGUUCGCUGCCUUCCUUUCCACUCGGAUGUGCUCUCUCUGUAAGGAAAGUAUGCGCGAAUACUAUGCUUUGAUGAUAAAGAAAUUUUAAGUGUGAUAGCAUGCUCUGUGGCUGUAGAAGCAGUAGUUUUGUUCUCGGUUACAAUAAAAUUAUGUACUUUUGUAAUAAAACAACCUGCUAGUUAUGGGGAAAUAUGAUAUCGAAUACUACAAAAAAUUAAGAAUA